Peniophora sp. CBMAI 1063 is the source of this 906-nucleotide messenger RNA. Lineage: Eukaryota; Fungi; Basidiomycota; Agaricomycetes; Russulales; Peniophoraceae. The record is from the annotation of a GenBank genome assembly.
AUGCCGAGUACUAACGUCGACCUUCCAUUUGGACUACUCUGGAGCAGUUCCAACGGUCAGGCACUGCCCUUCGGUCGUGUGUCGCAAUUCUCGAGUUCGGAUAGUCUUUCUCUCGAACACGUACCCGCCGAAUCUGAACAUGUCGAAUCUCCGGGUCCGCCGCAGCCGCUAUACGAAGUCUUUCCAGAACCGAAGAGGGAGAGGCGGGUGCGUUUCUGGAAGAAGAAACGGAAGACAUUCGUUGUUCGCGGAGGGGGAGGCGCUGAGCCCGUCGCUACUAUGGUCUGGCACAAAUUUCGUCCACCGAGGGUAGAGAUGAACGAGAGGCCGUAUGGUAACCCAUCCAAACGCGCUACCAUUGCGUUCAAGCGAGACUGGACUCUGCGAGAACCACUUCGUCAGACAAGGUCUGUGCUUGUGCAUAACACUGAUGGACGCGAGUAUACGUGGCUCCUUGAUGAGAAUAGUCGAGGGCUGAGCGACGCCUUCGUAUUAGAGCUCGUUCCUUCUAUGAAUGGGAUACCAAUCGUUCGAGGCCAGCAGCACGAUCAUCUGGCAAUACUCACCUUUGAAGACGAUGACCCCCCGCACGAUCCACCAAGCUUUGCACGUCGGCCACGUCUCAACCGCGCGUUCCUGACCAUUAGAGUUGCUGAAGAAGACGAGGCCAAGAUACGGACAACCUGCGAUCUGUGCGUCGUAUCGGUCCUGUUUCUUCUUGCCCAGAUGAAAGAGCGAUUGGAACCUCGUCUGGGCGGCGCGCCCAUUAUAAACUCCCCGCCGGCGGGACCCCGAUUGCUUAGUCCCCUGCGAGAUCUGUACGAUAUGAUCACACUCCCUCUGCGUCCCUCCCUUGAAACCCCACACCAUGUAACUGUAACACCUGCUACACCUCCUGCUCAUUGA